Molecule: messenger RNA, 2745 nt
Organism: Lodderomyces theae
Lineage: Eukaryota; Fungi; Ascomycota; Pichiomycetes; Serinales; Debaryomycetaceae
Exons: 1
Coding region: 1-2745 (914 amino acids)
Biological process (GO): phospholipid transport
Cellular component (GO): endoplasmic reticulum; ERMES complex
Molecular function (GO): lipid binding
Source: RefSeq, a predicted model, not a curated record
AUGGGACUAAUAUCUUUUCUAUUUACUUUCGCUAUUGGGUUCAUUAGCCCUUUCUUGCUAAUUGCCUUCGUCUUUCAAUACGUCCUCCGCAAUGUCUCUGACGAACCAGAAAUUGAGGAGACUCCAAUCAAGGCAGGAGAGAUUGAAGAAAAACACCAAUCAGGAUUGGAGAGCUUUAAAAAUGGGUGGCUAUUUGUCACCAAUGAGUAUAUUGAAAGCACCGAUGAAAUCAAUCGCAAUACCACCUCAAUAACGGAGUCCCCAGAAAAUAGAUCAGCCAUAUCCUCCUUGUACAAAUUGGUUAAUCGAGAGCAGCAGCAGCAGCAGCAGCAGCAGCAACAGCAACAGAGACGAAAACAGGAUCAAGUGGCAGAAGAGCCUGACUCAGACGCAUAUGACGAGAGAGAUGAUGUUUCGAUAACUGACGCUGCAUCUAUCAGUUCACAACACACCAAUACCACCACGGGAGUCGGCAGCAGCGCUACCACCACUCAGCAACUGCUUCACCCUCCACCUCCUGCAUCCUCUACUCAACAACCUCCAAAUCAAAUUAGACAGUCAUUGAAAAAGCACCGUUACUUCGGAGUACUAAAACACGGCAACUUGUUUUUAUAUAAAGACCAAACAGUCAAGGAUGUUAAGCAUGUCAUUGUUUUGGGAAAUUACUUUGUCAGUAUUUGGCCCCGAAAUUUACCUGAGCCGCUGUUGUUUACCAAAUACACAGCAAUAGCUUUGAUUAAUGUGAACAAGUUGUCCGAUUUGAAUCAACUGUCUAACAAAGCACCAAGCGGAAGCUUCUUCAUCUAUUGUGACACAAACAGUGACAAGGAAGAUUGGUAUUUUGCCUUGAUUCGAGGAACCAAGUUAGAGUCUUCAAAUACCUCAUCAUCGAUACCUGCAAGCCUAAGUCCACAAACGCAUGCUCGAACGUUACACUUUUCCACAAAGGAAAUGAUCAACUUAAUACAAGCAUUGUAUAGUUCUGAAGGACACUUGCAAACCAAAUGGAUGAAUGCAUUGAUAGGAAGAUGGUUUUUGGCUAUCAAGAAUACCAAGUUUUUUGAAAACUACAUCUAUACCAAACUUAGCAAGAAAUUGAACAAAAUCAAAAAGCCUGGAUUCUUUGAUGAAUUUCAAAUAACCGAUAUUCAACCAGGUAGCUCAGCUCCUUUUUUCACAUACCCUAGUUUGAAGGAGAUCAACCCGGAUGGUACUUUAGUCAUUGGUGCUCAUGUAUCAUACAAUGGAGGAUUGUCAAUCACAAUUGCCACCAAGUUGGACCUUACUUUUGGCACCAAAUUUACUUCAAGGGAAGUUGACUUGGUGUUGAAAAUCUCCUUGGUCAACCUCGAGGGCCCAAUGUUGAUCAAAUUGAAACCCCCACCAAGCAAUCGAUUUUGGUAUUGUUAUGAAGUUGAACCAACUUUGAAUUUCCAAAUUGAGCCGAUAUUAAGCUCAAAGUCUUUAAACUACUCAUUCAUCACCAGCUCAAUUGAAAAGAAGUUUAAGGAAGCUGUAAAGGAAAGCUUGGUUAUGCCAUAUUGGGAUGAUAUCGAGUUUUUCAAAACCGAACAUGAGCUAUAUCGUGGUGGUAUUUGGAAACACGGUUCAGAUGAGGAUAAGGAGCUGGUAAAAACCGAUGAUGCCGUUUCCCAAGACGACUUUACUUCGGAAAGUAACACGAUUGAUGAAGCAUCGGUUCAAUUAUCGGAGUCUGAUUUCAAGUCCAAUUCGAAAAAAUCGUUACGUAGAAUGGGAUCGACGUUUAAUGAUUUUACGAAAAAGAUCAAAAACAAGUCCAGCUCACCCCUGUUGAAUGAGUUUCCCACAACCGGAACAACAAACAACACAAGAGCCUCAAGUAGGGGUCCUCCCAACGCUGCUGCUACCGCUGAUGGUAAUAGUGCAGCUAGCAAUGGCUUACUAAAGAGAAUUGGGAAAUGGUACUUUAAAGACGACUACAAAGAACAUUCUAGUCGUGGAAAUGAUGCUACUGUGGCAUCUGUGAAGACAACGUCGCUGGCAGUCACAUCUCCUGUGAUUGGAUCCACAUCAGUGGAAACCUAUCAUCCACCAGAAAUGAUUUCGAAUAGGAGAGGUCGCAAGUCCUUAAGUGUGUCAUCAUCGGGGAAAGAUAAGAGUGCUAUUAAUAAUCACAAUGGCAAUGGAAAUGGAAAUGGAAGUGGAAGUGGAAACAGAACCGCAGUUGCCAGUGCGCGUGCAGGAAAUACAACACCAGUCGCAGUAUCCACGGCUCCAGUAACAGCACUGUCUGUUCUCGCACAGCCCCCAAAAAGUUCGUCUUCACCACCAAGAAUCCGGUCACCAUCAUUCAAUUUCGCUCGUGCUGAAUAUAUGAACGAGCCACCAUUGGUUUCAGCUAUCGUUGGAAGAAGCAAUUCCGAAACACAUACUCCCAAGAGACAUUCUAAAUCAAACAGUGGUGUUACUGCUGCUCAAUUGGCAUCAUCGACUGCAUUUGCUCAGUCGUUACAAAACAUGCCCAACUCGCCAAGUGUGGAACAAGUGGGUACUUUUGCCAAUGACACCGCCCACGAGUCGAAGGACCCUGGGUUGGUAUUUGGAGCUGGAACUAAUGGCAGUGAUGACAAGAAUGACGAUUUAAGCACAUUGCUAUCGGCGGAACCUACUGUCGCAUUAUCUCAACCUACUUCGCCAAGUCGAUCCAAAACAGUUCGAAAAAAACCACCACCAAUUGACGAUAUAGAUGAUGGUAGUAUGUAG